UCUCCCGACAGACAGUAGUCUUCCUAAGAUUUCCAACCCGUCUCCACAUCACUGCACAAGCCAGCCACUGGACCGGCCGUCCGAGGCUCCUGGGUGAGGCUGACUCACUGUCCGUCCGCAGCAGCGAGCCCUCGGGGGAGCGUCUAUUUCUCUGCCUCGGCGCAGCAGCACGUGUCCUCCCAGAAGACACACCUGCAGGGAGCCCUUCCGCACCCACAGUACACCUGCCUGCAGCAUGAAGGGUGGAGGGCGCCCUGCGCCCCUCUGCUCCCAGGUGCCCGCAGGAGCGGGUCGUGCAGAGCCCGCCCGCCGCCCGCCUCCUCCUGCAGGGCAGACCCCGGCCGCCGGCUCCUGCUGACGGGCUCCGAGUGACCUACGCCCGGCUCACUUCUGAGGACAGCACCUUUCUUUCUCAAGAUGGAUGUGCUGCUUAAGACGGGUUUCUGAGAGCCUCCCGGCAGAGCCUGAAGGCCGCCCGUGGUGGAGGUGUGGGCAUGACCUCCCGAGCGCCCGUCGCUGGCAUGGAGACCCACCCCGGAGCCUACGACGGCACCCCCGUGGCGCUCAACCUGUCCGGCGUGCUGGCCGGCAGGGCACUAGCCAACCAGACGGGCGAGCUGGCGGCGCACCCGCACCCGCAGUACGCCAUCGGGCUCUUCCUCUCCUGCCUCUACACCGUCUUCCUCUUCCCCAUCGGCUUCGUGGGGAACAUCCUGAUCCUGGUGGUGAACCUCAGCGCCCGGGAGAGGAUGAGCGUCCCCGACCUGUACUUCAUCAACCUGGCGGCAGCCGACCUCAUCCUGGUGGCCGACUCGCUGAUCGAGGUGUUCAACCUGGACGAGCAGUACUACGACAUCGCCGUGCUCUGCACCUUCAUGUCCCUCUUCCUGCAGAUCAACAUGUACAGCAGCAUCUUCUUCCUCACCUGGAUGAGCUUCGACCGCUACCUCGCCCUGGCCCAGGCCAUGCGCUGCGGCCUGUUCCGCACCAAGCAGCACGCCCGGCUCAGCUGCGGCCUCAUCUGGAUGGCCUCGGUCUCCGCCACACUGGUGCCCUUCACCGCUGUGCACCUGCAGCACUCCGGGGACGUCUGCUUCUGCUUCGCAGACGUCAAGGAGAUCCAGUGGCUGGAGGUCACCCUGGGCUUCAUCAUCCCCUUCGCCAUCAUCGGCCUCUGCUACUCACUCAUCGCCCGGGUCCUCGUCAAGGCCCACAGGAGCCGGGGCCUGCGCCCGCGCCGGCAGAAGGCGCUCCGCAUGAUCGUGGCCGUGGUCCUCGUCUUCUUCAUCUGCUGGCUGCCCGAGAACGUGUUCAUCAGCGUGCACCUCCUGCAGCAGGCGCAGCCAGGCGCCGAGCCCUGCCAACAGUCUUUCCGCCAUGCCUACCCCCUCACCGGCCACAUUGUCAACCUCGCAGCUUUCUCCAACAGCUGCCUGAACCCCCUCAUCUACAGCUUCCUUGGGGAGACCUUCAGAUUCAAGCUGCGGCUGUACAUGGAGCAGAGAACAAGCGUGUCGGCCCUGAAUCGCUUCUGCCACGCGGCCCUGAAGGCCGUCAUCCCGGAUGCCGAGCAGCCAGAGGUGAGGUUCAGCAGCGUGGCGUGACGGGAGCUGCUCCUGCCCUCAGCACCGCCCGGGCGAGGGCACCGAGGGGGUCAGGGCAUGCCAGGGCCCCUCCCAGCUGGAGCGCUGCCACCCUCGAGCUCUCAGGCACCUGCACCAGCUGCUGCAGAGCUGUACCACCACCGUGCUCCCGAUGGCAGUCACGGAUGCCACGGGCCUGGGACCCGCGUGGCCCUCUCCGCGCAGACUGUCUCACGGCAGCAGCAAGGAGGGCGCUUUGGUGGAGCGCCUUCAUGCCAGGCAGCUCGCCAGGAGCCUGCCCCUCAGGAGAAAUGGAGCCUAAGGCUGAGCUGAGCUGGCAAGGCCACUGCCCCGUCUGUGUCCGCACGCUGCGUGCCUGCCCAGUGCCUUUGGUCCCCAGGUGAGAGUGACACCUGCGCGCUCAGGCUGCCUGGGCACCAUCACUCCCUCCUUUCCAUCUGGACGCAGCGUCUCUGCAGCAGCGGAGUGGAGGGGCCCCGAGGGCGGCUCGGGAACACGGCGAGACGCUCCAGCUCGUGGGGACAGUGGAGCAGUGAGGACGCCGUGAGAACAGCUCUGGGUAAAAUGUACAGAGGUAAUGCCAGUGGUGGCUGGCACUGCUCAGCUCUGUCAAUAAAACUCGCGUGCUGGUGCCUCCAGGUUCUCGAAGCAGCUCCCUCCCGGGGCGGGUGGGGCUCAUGGAGCCCGUAAAGUCUCCUGCGCGAUGCGGCUCCUCACUCACGUGAGAGCUCUUAGGCCAACACUCACCGCAGCCCCUGGACAUGGCGGCAUCUCUGGGGGUCUGGGCCCUGCUGCACCAUCCUUGGGCAGAAUGUUCCACGCGGCCUCACUCUUCUAGAAGGUUCUGGCUGUCAGCACAAGCGCAACCCGCAGUCCUGCAGGGACAGCUGCAGCUCCGGGCAGUCAGGGAGCCCGCAGGCGGGGUCCUGAGAAGUGGGCAGGUCUGUCCAUCCAGUGGGAUGGGCCCCGGGACAGCAGCGGGGCCCCCACAGGCUGCCCCGGAUGCACUGAACCAGCUUCCGGGAGCAUGAGGCCUGGGAGAGCCCCGUAAAAGGUUCAGGGUAUCCGACAGUCCCUGCCCCCCACCCCCUCGGGCGGGCAGGCGAGUGUGUGCUCACGCCUGCAGCUGCAGCUGUCACAC
Myotis myotis is the source of this 2745-nucleotide messenger RNA. RefSeq names its product G protein-coupled estrogen receptor 1 (gene GPER1). The coding region runs from base 495 to 1604 and encodes 369 amino acids. Gene Ontology annotation, molecular function: G protein-coupled receptor activity. The transcript has a single exon. The record is from RefSeq and is a predicted model, not a curated record. Lineage: Eukaryota; Metazoa; Chordata; Mammalia; Chiroptera; Vespertilionidae. Gene Ontology annotation, biological process: G protein-coupled receptor signaling pathway. Gene Ontology annotation, cellular component: membrane.